UAUAAAACAUUAAUCUAUAACAUUGAUGUAUUAAAUUGAUCAUUUUUUGUGAGACCUUUACGUUUGUUUAAUCAGCUGUGUAUCGUUCCGUUGUUAUUUUGAAAGUUCAUUCGACUGAUUGACGAAAAAUACGCGUCACUGAAAACGAUAUUUAAAAUAGAAGAAAAACGAAAUACGGGAGUUUCGGUCAAAAUGAAUUUACUGAGAGUAUUGUUGGUCCUCCUCAUCUCUUCGAGCAGUGUAUUGUGCCGCCGUAUUUACCGCCAGGAUCUAAGGGAUGUUGCCGAGGAACAGUUUCCGAUUUUGAAGAACAUGGAGAAAGUCCGGUCUCUGGGUGGCGGAGGCAGCGACGGGAGACUCGACACGCAGGAGAAUGUGAACGCGAUGACUGAUUUUCCAAUGGAAAAGGUACGUCGGGAGAAUGAACCCGCUUCCGUCGACGUGAAAACCGACGGCAGCACUCCCGCGGCACCCGACGAUGAACGCAAGUUGAAACACCCGAUGAGCGCCGCAAGGCUCGAGGCGACAUUGCGCAAAGCGAUCUUGGAGAUAAUCAUGGGCGAACUCACGACUGCCGACAUGAUGCUGCUGAAGAGCUUGAACUACGACGCAGAACUGGUACGCAAAAUAAGGGAAGAGGAGACGAAGAAGAGGAAAAAUGACCUGGCGGCGAUACACGAGAGAAGAAAUCUGAGGAAUCGCAUCGACGCUGACAUCGAAAAUCUGGAGAAUGAAGAAUCUUCGUCGAAGGUGCAGAAAAUCGAUUACGACGCAUACAACAAUCAAGCGGUUGACGAGUACGAGAAUUCGGCUUCCGUGAACGAAGCGUCAAUUAGAAGGAACGAUUCUCUGGUCGACUACGAAGACGAAACUAAGAGCAGCACCGAAAUCAAGUCAGACGAAUACAACGGACACUCACUAACGGAACCGCGGGUCGUAUUCAGGAUGAGUUACAACGACUCCAAGUCUGACCCGCGUCCCGAAGAGAACCCGACACUGUCUCGCGAGGUAAAUCGUCAGACGACGAUAAACGGGACCGGAAAUAACUUUCCCGCAGCUGUUACUUCCGUUAACUCUUCUCCUGCUCCUGUAGACUAUCAGAUAGUCACGAGCAGAGAGCUCUACAACUUCACGAACAAUUAUUUCAGCAGCACACGGGCACCGGAGGAGAACAAUGAGGUUGACGAACAACACGUCGUCCCGUCAAGGAACCAGACAAAAAUCCUCGAGGCGCCGGUCGACCGUCUUAACCUGCCCGAUCUCAUUUUCCGUAACGAGAGUGCUACCGAUUUACGAAACCGAAACGUCUCAUUCGACGAUCCAGACCUCUCCUCGACCACCGAAACAACAAUUAAUACCGCGGAACCUGCGACGAGGAAGUUGAACGAAAAUCAUACCGUACCUACGAACGGGAGUCAUCGUAUUUACAAAGGCUUGAAGUGGAUCCAGGACGACGUGUAUCAAGUGAUUCCCGAGUACAUCGACUUCGCCGACUCUGAGAACGCGGAAAACGAGACUUCGACCGCAUCGACCGAAGACGUAGUCUACCAGAACGUCGACGAACCCACCUUGAAGAACCAGACGAGCUCGGAUGAAGGUAUGGAAAACGAUGCUACCGAGUCCGUAGACCUGAUCAGAUCCGAACUCAACGGCUUGACGCAGAACUCGGGAAAUUUCUCCUCCGGGUUGCGGAGAACCCUGGCUGAACGUAAAACUGGAAACAUGUCGGCCUCCAUCGACAGCCAGAAGCAAAAAACCAUGGAAGAAAUUAUAAAGAGAGUCUUGUGGGUCACUGGACGUCUGAAUUCCACUCAGCCGCGGAUGGCAAUGUUCUCUCCUACUUGUCAAGUACCUCACAACACCGAUGUCGAGACGUGGCGAGACCCGUACUCCAUAAACAUGGAGUUCCAUUUGAACCUGACAACGGACCAGCAUGUGGUGGCGGCUAAAUUGCGACUCUUUAAAUUGCCCCAAGUCAACGUAACUACAUCAGCGACGAGCCUCGAUGGCGCCGAAGAUGAGGAGAAGAAGAUCAGAAUAUCGGUCUUCUACUACACGAGAUCUCUGAAGAAACAUCGCUCCAAGAAAGUUUUGAUGGAUUCGAAAAUGACUUCGCUGACUGCCACCGGGGAACAUCUGGCUCUAGACGCAAAACAGGGCUUGAGAUUUUGGCGCAGUCACAACUCACACAACCAUGGAAUUCUCGUCCAGGUCGAGGACCAGGAUGGACGCCCCUUGCAGCCGAGUCGCUAUAUACAAACACCGAAUUGCGAAAACUCAACGGAUUCGAACCAGCAGGAUGAUAAGGCAUAUCAACGAGUCCCUGCACUCUUCGUUGGAGCCUGUACUCGUUACGUUCGUUUCGUAGACGGUGAGGUUGUCACCUACGAAGAUUUUCGUCCGUAAUACGACAGCGAACCGACGAAUGAAGAGAUGGUCAUACAGUACUAAGGAUGAAACAGCCAAAUUUAAGCAUUUCUUAUGAAUUCAAGUCAAGUAAAUUACGGACCAACGAUAUAUAUAUAUAUAUAUAUAUAUAUAUAUCAUACAUGGGUUAAACAUAAACGAAUAAGUGAAGAGCGAAUUAUCAGCGCAAAUCAUCGGGGAAAGAAUCUCUUAAAAAUCUUAGCAAUGUAAAAAUAAUAUUCUUCGCUGUAACUGAAAGAAGAAAUAUCGAAUAAUAAUAUAUGAAUACGUACGUGCUUCGUACAGUUUCAGUUAGUGCAACGUACAGACUGUUCUUAACAAUAACUUAAAGAUAAAAAUGCGUUUAAAAAAAUUAACAGUGUCUAGAUAUAGAAGAUAGAUUAUAAAUUUCAUAUUAUUACACACACACACACGAUGUAUAUUACUUAUUUAAUUUUACGUGCUAAUUUUAGAAUAGACGUGACGGUGGUUCCGAAUAUUGUACAUAUAGCAGCAGCAACAUACAUGCAGUUUGAACGUAGUAAAUAUUAUUGUCGUUAUUAGUGAAUGAAUAUUACCAUUACCAUUUUUACUAUUAAUAACAUUAUUAUGAUUAGUACUAUGGCAGUGUUAACGUUGAUAUGUUUACUGUCAUCGUGACUAUUGACGUUACGUUUUCACCUUAAAAAUUUAGAUUAGGAUCCAGAUUUCUUUACAUAGGUACACGAAUACUUAGUUAAUCGCAUAUAACAUACAAGUUUUAUGUACUUUAUUACUUAUUCUCAAUGAUGUUAUAUACAUAUGUAUCGUUAACUUUAAUGAUCAGAGACGUAAGGCCUUAAUAAUUAUUAUAAACUUAUGAUUACAAAGCUAAUUGUAUAGCCUUAUGCCCAAAUUCUUAUGUAACU
This is a messenger RNA of Diprion similis, 3314 nucleotides long. RefSeq lists its product as uncharacterized. Bases 193 to 2406 code for a protein of 737 amino acids. The transcript has 6 exons. NCBI's taxonomy places the organism in Eukaryota, Metazoa, Arthropoda, Insecta, Hymenoptera, Diprionidae. The record is from RefSeq and is a predicted model, not a curated record.